Messenger RNA from Rana temporaria (common frog), 3578 nucleotides. It is a transcript of the gene TFAP2A, whose product is annotated as transcription factor AP-2 alpha. The coding region runs from base 804 to 2207 and encodes 467 amino acids. The record is from RefSeq and is a predicted model, not a curated record. NCBI's taxonomy places the organism in Eukaryota, Metazoa, Chordata, Amphibia, Anura, Ranidae. The transcript is spliced from 7 exons. Gene Ontology annotation, biological process: regulation of transcription by RNA polymerase II; regulation of cell population proliferation; anatomical structure development. Gene Ontology annotation, cellular component: nucleus. Gene Ontology annotation, molecular function: DNA-binding transcription factor activity, RNA polymerase II-specific; RNA polymerase II transcription regulatory region sequence-specific DNA binding.
AUUUUGUAAUACUAAUUAGGCAUAAGGGAAAUGCAGAUGAUGUGACCAGUCGAUGGUAACAUGCUUCCCAUGUGACAGUGGCUGAGCACCGACUAAAAAGAAAGAAAAGAAAAACUUCGCCCAGCUCCAGCCCAGAGCCUGUAAUCUCGCUUUCAAAGUGAGAUUAAAGCUUUAUUUUGUUAGGUGUGCAUAGUUCUGUAGGAACAUGCAGGCGGUAGAUGACUGUUGUUAUUCUAACCCUAGCCAGCUAAGAGCUCUGUAAAGUUGAGCAUGUCAUAUUUUGGAGGAGUUGUUUGCCGGAGUGGUAGAGCCAGUCGGACGGGUUUGCAGAGAAGGAGCCAGGAUCGGGCGGAAGGGAGGCAAGCUUUUUUUGUGUGUAGGAGCCCCUGGCCGAGCCAUUUACCGGACCCAUAGACAAUCCCUUGGUUGGAGCACCUAUGGAGAAGAGCUGAGCUGGAGGGAACCCAUCAACAUCUGGGACUCUGGAUCUCUAAAUGAAGGACAGGAAAUCAGAGCCAACACAAUAAGAACAAAGUCCCCCCCCCCCACCCUACCCCCAGCUCCCUUCCGGGACCUGCAUGCUCCCACAAGCACUCCAAAAUCUACUGCUGUCCCCCCCUCUUUGUCAACAAGGGCAUGAGAUCUCAUCUAGGAAAAGAAAAAAAAAGAAGAACCUUCUUUUCUGAAACAGAAAGCAAAAUAAGCCUUAAUUAGAGAGGAAGAGAGAUUCCUGGAUCUGCCUGCCUCCAUUGGAAUAGGAAGCUGCUUGUGUGGUUGUUGUGGUUGGAGAGCCCAUCGGGGCUAUGGAUCAGGUUCAGAGGACAGGAGAUCCGGGCCCCUCGGAUACAGACAUGAAAAGCAAAGAGAGCCUUCCCAUUCCCAACAGCAAGAGGAGAAGCUCAGAAAUGCCAAUGGCAUAUUCAGGAUAUUCCCAGGAUUCCCAGGAUCGUCACGACGGUACCAGCAAUGGGACAGCUCGGUUAUCUCAAUUGGGCUCAGUGGGGCAGUCCCCCUACGCCAGUGCCCCCCCACUUUCCCACACCCCCAAUACUGACUUUCAGCCCCCAUAUUUCCCCCCUCCUUACCAGCCCAUAUACCCCCAAUCCCAAGACCCCUACGCCCACGUUAACGACCCCUAUAACCUGAACUCCCUCCAUGCACAGCCCCAGCCUCAGCACCCAGGGUGGCCGGGUCAGAGACAGAGCCAGGAGGCCAGCCUUUUGCACACACAUCGGGGGCUACCACACCAGCUGUCCGGCCUGGACCCACGCAGGGAUUACAGGCGACACCACGAAGAACUACUGCAUGGGCCUCAUGGGCUAGGCUCAGGACUUGGGGACCUCCCUCUCCACUCCAUACCUCAUGGACUAGAAGACGUUUCGCAUGUAGAAGACCAAGGUAUCAACAUCGCAGAUCAAACUGUAAUUAAGAAAGGGCCUGUCUCAUUGUCUAAAUCCAAUAACAAUGCAGUGUCGUCCCUCUCUCUCAACAAAGACAAUCUCUUCGGUGGAGUAGUGAAUCCGAAUGAAGUUUUCUGCUCAGUUCCUGGACGCCUGUCUCUUCUAAGCUCAACAUCAAAGUACAAGGUGACAGUGGCAGAAGUACAGAGAAGGCUAUCCCCACCCGAGUGCCUCAAUGCUUCUCUAUUGGGAGGAGUGCUCAGGAGGGCGAAAUCGAAAAAUGGUGGCAGGUCGUUGAGAGAAAAGUUAGACAAAAUAGGAUUAAACCUUCCAGCUGGAAGACGUAAAGCUGCUAAUGUUACUUUGCUCACAUCUCUAGUGGAGGGUGAAGCUGUGCAUCUAGCCCGAGAUUUUGGGUAUGUCUGUGAAACAGAAUUUCCUGCCAAAGCUGUAGCUGAGUAUGUCAACCGGCAACACUCUGACCCAAAUGAGCAAGUGACCAGGAAAAACAUGCUACUAGCCACAAAGCAGAUUUGUAAAGAAUUCACAGAUUUAUUGUCGCAAGACAGAUCCCCCUUGGGCAAUUCUAGGCCAAGUCCAAUACUGGAGCCAGGAAUCCAAAGCUGCCUGACACACUUCAACCUCAUCUCUCAUGGAUUUGGCAGCCCUGCUGUGUGUGCGGCCGUCACAGCCCUGCAGAAUUAUCUCACCGAGGCUCUAAAAGCAAUGGACAAAAUGUACCUCAACAACAACAACAGCCACACAGACAGCAGCAAAGGAGACAAAGAUGAAAAGCACAGAAAGUGACCCUCUGCCAGUCCUACCUACCUGCUCAGCAGCGCCCUCUAGUGUCGGCCAGGUGCCCACUGGGGCACAGACAAUUGGGUGCCAUCCCUCCUCCGGAGUUACAAGGCUGCACUGCCUCCUUGUCCAUCCUUCUCUGACGCCAUUUUUAUUUGGAUUAUGACCAGGACAGGCUGACGAUGAAGCCAGGAAAGAAAGUUGUGUCGUUAGUGUUCGAACUUUUUCUAAGAAUCUUUUUUUUUUUUUUUUAAAGCAACCAGUUCUUGCUAUCUAUCUAUCUAUGAGAGUCAUCGGACUAAAAGUCACCGGGUUCUCUACAGUUCAGGUUGUAGCCAAGGCUGAGGAUGACAUUUAUCAGUAUUGUGAAUAAACUUGAACACAAAAAUUUGCAGUUCCAUGUCAUGUCUUCAAGUUGCCCCCCCUCCCCCUCCAUUACCCCUCUUAAAAGGUACCCUGAACUUUUUUGCAUUUUUUUUUGUCUGGACAGAGAUCACAGUCACUAUUAUAAGGGAAUCAGUGUUUAUGUAUAUAUUUAUUUAUGUGUAAUUUAAUGGGGAUUGUAAAUAUGGUGCAUCUGUUAAAAGAUAAAAAAAAAAAAGCCUUUUUUAUUUAUCUGGUGAUCUCGUUUACCUAUUGUUUAGUGGGUUUUAUUUUUUUUUUUGUUCAAUUUCCCUUUAGUUCAUGUGGCUAUUGGUACUUGUUUAAAAAAAAAAAAAAAAGGAAAAAAAAAGACAGGACUUUGGGUUUGUAGGGGGAAUUCCUCAUUUUCUAGCCCUGUUGUAGCAUGUUAAGACAACGAUGAAGCAGCAGAACAAAUACGAAUAAAAAAAUAAAAUGGAUUUUUAUAUACGUUUAGUAUUACAAAAAGUCUUUCAUUUCCUGGAAAAAAAAAUAAUCAAUUUCGGACACUGGCUAAUGAGAAUGGGUAUACAAUUCAAAAAAAAAAAAAAAAGUUCUUCCCCUCAUAAGCACUAGUACAUGGGGGGCGAUUUACUAAAGUUUGCCAUUCGUCCGAAUUUUACAGGGAGGGAAAUUCGUAUGUGUUAUUACUUGAUUCGGGUAUUUCAACACAGGUUAGCUGGCCUUGUAAACCUUAGUAAAUCGCCCCACUGGGUUGUUUUCAAUAAAUAGAAUGCACAUGUUCUGGAACCACAAGUAUUUUAGCGGCUGAUUUACCAAAGGUUUAAUUAUUCGCGUAGAAGUGUGCUCUUCCUGGCGAUUCUGAAUCAGUAAAUCCUUAGUAAAUCAGCCCCCUCGCUGUCUAUGGUGGGAGAGAUUGUAUUGUGCUUGAGUUAUAUGAGAUGAGGCUGACCAAGCUUACCAAUGUAUUAUAGUCUUUUGUUGACCAGGUGAAUAAAUAUUUGAUACGCUUUA